This is a messenger RNA of Trematomus bernacchii (emerald rockcod), 4419 nucleotides long. RefSeq names its product LON peptidase N-terminal domain and ring finger 1 (gene lonrf4). The record is from RefSeq and is a predicted model, not a curated record. Lineage: Eukaryota; Metazoa; Chordata; Actinopteri; Perciformes; Nototheniidae. Gene Ontology annotation, biological process: protein ubiquitination. The transcript has 12 exons. The coding region runs from base 358 to 2142 and encodes 594 amino acids. Gene Ontology annotation, molecular function: metal ion binding; protein binding; ubiquitin-protein transferase activity.
AACAGUAACCCAGUUUUGUGGCCGUGGAUACGUCGCUACAGGGGUUAAACGUGCACACGGACUACUAAAAAGAAAGACUACUAAUAUGAAAAUAUUCUGAUGUGGUUCGCGUUGCGUUUGUGGAGUUCGGAGUGGCGAGGAAAGCGGCGCAUUGACCUGCAAGCUGAGUCGGGUUCGAGCAGAUGUGAUCGAAGAAUUAAGGGACACAUUAACUGGAUCGUUAGCUGUCAGUCUGUUAUUUAAGUGGUGCAUGCAAUACUAUUUCACAGACAAGACUACCAGCCCUCGUCGCUUUGCCAAAAAAGCAACCUAUUUUCCCGUGGGACGUUUUUUUUCCGGUGACAUAACCCAGCCACCAUGGAUAUAUUGGAGUGUCCGCUCUGCCUUUUCCUGAUGUGCGAGCCGGUGACCAUGGCGUGCGGCCACACGUUCUGCCGGAGGUGCGUGGGGGGCUACCUGCCGUCCAAAUGCCCGGUGUGCAAAGAAAGGUUAAAACAAAGAGACGUGAAAAGCAUGAAGAACAACAUCAUGCUCAUCAGCGUUAUCGAGAAGUGCUGCCCCGACGAGACAAAGACCAAGUGCCAAGUACAGGAGAAGCUAAAAUCCAACGACUUCACGGAAGCUUUACGCAUCGCCAACGAGGGGUUAAACUUAGUCCCACAUGAUCAGAGUUUGAAAGUGUACCGAGCUGAAGCUAACUGGGGCCUGAUGCGCUUCUCUGAUGCUCUGACAGACCUCGACUACCUCUGCUGCCUUCGUCCUAACUGGACUGAGGGCUUUCUUCGUAAAGGGAAUGUUCUGCUGGAAAUGGGUCAGCAGACAGACGCCCUCAUCCAGUUCCACCGUUGCCUAAAACUCCAAGCUGACUUUGCCCCUGCGAAGAGCCAGAUCAAGAAGAUUCUGGAGGCAGAGGGACAGGCAGUGCCGGAGGAGGGGUCCUGCAUCUUGCAAGUGUUGUCCGAGUACCUGAAAGGGACCUGCCCCAUUACCAGCCUCAGUGGCUCCCAGGGGCCAACUCACCCUGACAAACAGGCAUGUGGGGACGAUGGAGAGGGAAAAGGGAGGAGAGAGGCACACGAGGGUUCCAAGGUGAAGUAUGAUACGGGUACAGAGUGCUGCCUCAGCCUGUGCCAAGCUGUCUCCUUCCUCCCUGCUGCUGAAGAGGACGAGGAGAUGAUGAUGAGGAGGGAAGAUGGGCAUGGCCAGGGUGAAAGUGGUCACAGCAGGGAGAAAACUCUGAGUGUUCUCACCGUGUCAGACUUUGAGUGCCCUCUCUGCAUCAGGUUGUUUUAUGAGCCGGUCUCCACUCCCUGUGGCCACACCUUCUGCAAAAACUGCAUAGAGAGGAGUCUGGACCACAACCUGCGCUGUCCCCUCUGCAAACAGCCCCUACAAGAGUACUUUAAAAACAGGAAGUACAACCCCACGGUUCUGCUUCAGGACAUCAUGACCAGUCUUUUCCCUUCGCAGCUGGCAGAGAGGAAACAGGUCCAUGAAACGGAGAUGGCUGAACUGUCCAAUCUAACUAAGGACAUCCCUAUAUUUGUGUGCACGGUGGCGUACCCCGGCGUGCCCUGCCCCCUGCACAUCUUCGAGCCUCGAUACCGGCUGAUGAUGCGUCGCUGCAUGGAGACUGGCACCAAAAAGUUUGGCAUGUGCAGCUAUGAGCAUGGCAAGGGGUUUUCAGACUUUGGCUGCAUGUUGGAGAUCCUCAGUCUGGAGGUGCUGCCUGAUGGACGCUCCUUUGUGGACGCAGUGGGAGUCAGCAGGUUCAAGGUGCUGAGGAGAGGUCAGCGAGAUGGAUACAGCACCGCUGAUAUCGAGUACCUGGAGGACCUGAAGGUUGAAGGCAGUGAGUUGGAGGUUCUGGAGGGUCUCCAUGACAGUGUGUACCAGCAGGCUCAGGACUGGUACCAGCGCCUGGCCGUCCGCAUCCGCGAUCAGAUCAGCAGGCAGUACGGCACCAUGCCAGAGAAGGACGAGAACAUUCAGGCCUCUUCCAACGGGCCGGCCUGGUGCUGGUGGCUGCUGUCCGUCCUCCAGCUGGACCCUGCCUAUCAAACCACCGUCCUGUCCCUGGCCUCCCUCAAAGACCGCUUGGGACACCUCCGCCUCGUCCUGGAGUACUUUUCUCAGAGCUAGACCCCCCUUAGCUCACUGGUAUUGUGACAAUGAUAAACCAAUGAAUCCAUCCACACAGAGAUUACAGUUGUACAUUUGGCUGUUUUGAAGUUUGCAUGUGUUCUAUUUCUUACACCGUCUUCUUCCCCAUGGGUUCAGAGUAUUUCCUGAACACACGUUGUACAUGGCUGACCAAAGAUGCUUCUUACUUAGGUCGAUCGAAGGUGGUGAAUUAUUAUUUCUUGAUCAACUAAAUCAGUUUGAAAGACUAAGCACUAUGUGUCACUGUUUUUUCUCUCAAUUGUAAACAUGAGGAACAUACAGCGUCAGCCAAGCUAGGACAGUAUGCUGAGCUGUUAUGUGUUGCCUAUUCAAAUCAGACUCCUUGCAUUAAAAUAGCGUGGUUUGGGAAUUAACAUUAAUAGCACACACACUUUGUAGAGAUUUAUAGACAAUUAUUUCAGGACUAUGCACAUCAUUAUCAAAGUGAUUUGGUUAUUAGCCAUAGGGCACUGCUUGUAAUUCUGAUUCUUUAGUUGCAUCUAUUGGCCUUGGCAACCAUUGACUAUGGCUCAUUUUAUACGAUUUAAUAACCUUAAGAGAUCCCUAUUUAGUAUUAGACAUUGCAAUACUAAUUUGUAAUUUCACAUGAAAAGGCAAUGACUGGAGGAUCUUUUUUUAAUAAUGAGAACUGCUGCUGGGUGACUUUCAGGAUUUGUCAUCAAGUGCUGGGAAAAGUCUGUGAAAUGAUGACAUUGAGGAGAUCAGUGAAUGGUAGGCGUGCUGUACCAGCUUUGUUUUACAGUAUAAACCUGUGUGAUGAUGCAGCACUGUAUGUAUGUAUGUAAUAAGUAAUUUUUCUCUGGAGCCAUUUUCCUGAUUUUCAUUAUCCGUUUUUUUAAAUGUCAUAUGGUGCGGUGUCAGCAUUGAACAUGGCUACUGUCAGUGGUCUGGCGUGAAGCCAGGACAGAGUGUCUUGUGCAGAGAUAGCUGUAACAUAAUGUAGUGAGUGUUUGACCAGGUGCCUGGCCCCAGCUGCAUCUCCCCAUCUGUGUGGCCCCUCUACCACCAGACAUGGUGCCUUUGAGUGCCUGGGCUAACUCAGCAGGAGGCUACAAGUCUUACACACGUUCUAUGAUAGACUGUGCUUUUGUGUUUUAUUUGGUGAUUUUUAUUUAACAUAGUGCUAUACAUUCCAUGGAAUGUUGAAGCAGCAAUGUGGCGUAUAGUUUACAAACAAAUAAGAGCUUUUAAGGAAUACUUCCCCCACUAAAGGGCAAUGUUAGUAGAUGGUUUUUCCCACAAUUCAUCAAGAAUGUUUUCCGGUUUUUUAUUCUUUGUAGGCAGUUUUCUUCAAGAAUUCAGAGAAAGUAAUUGACAUACAAAUGGUCAUUUUGGGGGUGAAGUAUUCCUUUAACUGAGUGAAGCCUUGAGCUUUUUUUUACCUUGAUAAAUGUGCCAUAGAUAUAUCCAUGUUAUGUGUUUUUAAAGGAAUAGUUAACUAAAAAGUGUUUAUGUUUUCUUCACCAUGAACUCUGAGGUUAGUCUUCAUCAACCCUCAUGCCUUCUGUAUGGUGGAUACUCUUCAUGGCCAACAUAUCACGUUAAACAGUCUGAUUUGAAAACACACUCAUAGAUACAGUUUGUGUGACACGGUAAAUCAGCCCUGCUAGUGUGGUAAAGAUAUAUAGUAGAAUAAAAUGGGUAAUCGUGAGAUAUGCUCAGAAAUAUUCCACUUGGGCCAGCCAAUGGAAAGACUGUUGGAUAGUGGAGCAGCAUUACCCACCCAAUACACAGACUGACUAUUGCACUCCUGGACACUUACACUACUUAAGAUCAAGGAACACUGUCUCUGAAGAUGGAUGAAUCGACCUUUGUUAAUAAGCUGACGUUUUUAAAGCCAUCCAAGAAUGAAAUUGAAGUGAAAGAUUUUAUGGUGCCAGAUAUCACAACACGUUUUUAAGCUAUAAUUGUUGAUUUCACUGAAAAAUACAUCUUGCUGCUACCAGAACAUUCAAUGUUCUCUCACAGAUAAAAAGGGAUUGAGAUUCUUAUAUAAUAUUUGAAUGAAUUGCCUUGUAAACCCUUGUGGUAACUGCAUGACUACAAGCCCACAGACAUUGAGGCGAAUUCCUCUGCCCUAUCACUUAUCAGAACAUUUAUUGUUUUGUUUUAUUUUCUGGUGCACAGCUGCAGUUUGUCACUUUUUCUCUCUUUUUCAAAUCGUUCAUAUUUUGCGUGUCUCUUUUAUUACUUGUAGAUGCCAACUUUCAAUGAAUAAAAUGGUGAUCACAGUAA